This is a messenger RNA of Varanus komodoensis (Komodo dragon), 586 nucleotides long. Its product is annotated as ATP-dependent translocase ABCB1-like. The transcript has 4 exons. Gene Ontology annotation, molecular function: ATP hydrolysis activity; ATPase-coupled transmembrane transporter activity; ATP binding. The record is from RefSeq and is a predicted model, not a curated record. NCBI's taxonomy places the organism in Eukaryota, Metazoa, Chordata, Lepidosauria, Squamata, Varanidae.
AUGGAGAUUACCAUUGAUGGACACGAUAUCCAGAUACUUAAUAUCAAGUGACUGAGAGAAAACAUUGGCAUUGUAAGCCAGGAACCGGUAUUGUUUGGGACCACAAUAGCAGACGACAUUUGACAUGGCAGAGAGGAUAUUACUGAUGCUGGAAUUGAGCAAGCAGCUAAAGAAGUAGUUGCUUCUGACUUCACAUCAAAAUUCCCUCAGAGAUUUCACACCAUGGUUGGAGAAAGGGCAGCCCAGCUGAGUGGAAGGCAGAAACAGCACAUUGCUUUUGCCCAUGCCCUGGCCAGAAAAUCCAAGUUCCUGCUGCUGGAUGAGGCCACCUCUGCUCUGGAUACUCAGAGUGAAUCCACAGGGCAAGCAGCACUCAAUAAGGAAGCAGCAAUGACUUGAAACAACACUCAAUGAAAGUGAAAGAAGAAAGUGCAAGAGCAGGACUGAAGCUGAACAUUAAGAAAACAAACAUCACAACUACAGAAUUACAGAACCUUACCGUAAUGAAGAUUACUUCAGUAAUGAAGAAAUUGUGAAAGAUUUGUGUACCUUGGCUCAGCCAUCAAUUCUAAUGGAUACUGUAGCC